AUACAUUUAUAUGUACUCCAAGUCUAAUAAUUAUCUCUGAAAUGAAAAUAUGCAUUUAUAACGAAGUCCAUACACACGGCAUCCUCUCUUCUCGCAUUUCUCGAACUCUCGAUCUUUUUUUUUAUAUUUACUGUUUUUAUUUCAAUCUUCGAUUUCACCUUUAAAAACAAUGAAAGCUAAAAAGGAGAUGAAGAAAGAGAGCAACUUAGCAAGGUUGGUGAAAUCUCCGGUUCGUUUCUUGAUCAUGGCACGUGACGCUUACAUACGUAGCAUGACGUCAUGUUCCGCCGGAUUCAUCCGCGGUGGUGGUGGCUCCGGUGUUUUUGGGUUACCGGCUGGUAGUUUUCAAAUCUGCGAAGCUCAAAGCACUGCUCUCCCUCGUAGCUUCACCUUAAACUCUGCCACGACAACACGUGAACGUUGUAGAUUUGUCUCAAACGGCGGAGAAAUCUCGGUGGAGACUACGAUGGCGAUGAGACGACGGAUGGAUCUCCGGAGAAAUUAUAGCUGUGCGGCGAUGGGAAGGAUCGAUGAAGACAAGGUUUGUGAUGAGUUUUGAAGCUGAGGAAUCUUUAUUUGAUUAUAGCAAAGAUAGAAAAAUCGGUGGAGUUUUUACUACUCGUCAACAAUAAAAGAAAAAACGAAGACCAUACAUAUUUAAACAUCUCUUCUUGUUUUUUUCUUUCUCUCCCAUUUCUGAUCAGAUUCAAAAUGCCAAACAGCUAAAGGAAUGGAUUCUGUGUGCAUUGUGCUUAUCAGAUUUCUUGUUUUUGUAUAUAUAUAAAGUUCAAUAUCAAAAUUCACAUA
Camelina sativa (false flax) is the source of this 807-nucleotide messenger RNA. RefSeq lists its product as uncharacterized. Lineage: Eukaryota; Viridiplantae; Streptophyta; Magnoliopsida; Brassicales; Brassicaceae. The record is from RefSeq and is a predicted model, not a curated record.